Messenger RNA from Salvia miltiorrhiza (redroot sage), 804 nucleotides. RefSeq names its product zinc finger protein SHOOT GRAVITROPISM 5-like. The record is from RefSeq and is a predicted model, not a curated record. Lineage: Eukaryota; Viridiplantae; Streptophyta; Magnoliopsida; Lamiales; Lamiaceae. The coding region runs from base 184 to 573 and encodes 129 amino acids. Gene Ontology annotation, biological process: gravitropism. The transcript has a single exon. Gene Ontology annotation, cellular component: nucleus.
AGAAUGAUUGUUUGGUCCCCGGUGCUCACUCUCUCUCUGCAUGGGAAAUGGACACAAUACUGUAAAUAAAUUUAGCCCUUUUUAGCAAACGCUUAUAUAUACAUACAUCGCCCAUUCGCCCUCAUUUCCUAAUAAACCAACCCCACCAAGUGCGUUUAUUAAUUAUUCUUCUCUCUAGCUCGAAUGGAAGGAAGCCAUCAAGAGAUGCAGCUCUUCUCCGCCGCAUCGAGCGAACUCGACCUCCAGCUAUCCAUAAGCCUGAACAAGCCCGCCGCCUCGGAGCGCGUGGUGAUCAGGAAAAUGAGGAAGGCGGCGGAGUCGAGCUGCGUGGAGGCCCUCAAGUGGCAGGCGGCGGAGCAGAUUCGGCUGGCGGCGAUGGAGAAGGCCUACGCGGAGCGCGUGAGGGAGCUGACGAGGAGGGAGAUGGAGAUGGCGCAGUCGGAGUUUGCACGCGCGCGCGCCAUGUGGGAGAUGGCUCGCGAGGAGGUGCAGAGAGCCGAGAGGAUCAAGGAGAGGAUCGAUUCCCUUUCUGCCACGUGCUACUCCUGCACGCACAACAACUUCACUCCUUAAAAUCUGCUAACUGCAAUUUUUUAGGUUUUAUUUCUCCCAGGUUGGUGGUGUAAUUAAUGAUCCCAUCGAUCAUUAUGUUUCUUUUUAGCUCGACAGGCUAGCGCCUUAGUUUAAUUUCAUUGCUGUAUUGAAUUCGAGUCUUUGACUAGCACAUGUACCAUGAAGAAAGAUCAGUUUUUCAUGUGCAAAAAUAAAUGCUUCUUGAUAUAUAUGGUAUUCAAAGUUCCAUGA